UCAAAAUUUUUGUUUUUCAUCGUCAGUCAUCGUUUUCAUUCCUUUUAUUCAAAAUCACUAAAAAUAUGAAUCAAGUUGAAGUUCACGAAACAGUACAGGCAGCUAAUAUAUAUUUAACCCGAUUAAAAUGGCUAAACAGUGAAUUAGAUUAUGCAGUAAAACAAAUCUUGAAUACUUUCGAAGAAACUGAAUCAAAUAUUCGUUCUACUUUUAGCAAAUUUAAAGACGCAUUUAUCGAUUCAUUGAAUAAAAGAGAAAAAUGCCUUCUUGAUAAAGCUAAAAAGACCAAAAUAGAGGCCCUUGCACCUAUAAGAGAAUGCCGAAUUAUGAUUUUGGAUAAAAUUGAGUCCACUGUAAAAUUGAUUAACACAGGAUCAGUUUUGAUUUCUUCAGAACUUAGAAAUGUGGAGAUAUUUUCCAAACAUGCUAGUUUAAUAGGAACUCUUCCCGAAGUCCCUGAGCUAAAAGAAGUGCCUUAUAUAAGCUUCUGCUAUGAACCUUCCUUAGAGGUAGAAAUAAUGGACAAAUUGGAUAAUCUUGGAGAUAUUUAUAAAUAUCCACCAGUGCAGGUAGCUGACUUAAUCGAGAAACCAGGGGGUAUUCUAGUGGAAUGGAAAGUUGUUGUAGAUAACGAGGAAAAAGUAACAGAUAUAGAAGAAUUUAGACUUCAAGUUGUUAUGGGGGAUAUACAAAAAGAUAAACAUCUAGUUAACAAUUUUAAAGAUAUAUACAAAGGUUUGGAUAAUCAGUAUCUUUUGAAAGAUCUCAAAGUAAAUGAACCAUAUUCGUUUAGAGUGUGCUGUAAGUUUGAGGGAACUACCGAAUGGUCACCUUGGUCUCUACCUCAAGUUACUACUACAACUCUCAAACAUUUCUCUUGGAAAUUCAAUGGGGACUAUGAACAUUCAAAUGAGUAUAAAAUAGUUAGACCCAAAACCGGUUCAGCUCAUAUGUUGUAUUCUGAUGGUGCUCAAUUUGGUAUAGGUCAUUCUAUAGAUUUUAUAUUUUUAGAAAGUGAUUCAAAUGAUGCAGUAGUUGGUCUUAUUUGUGAACAUUUAGAAGAAUUACCUAAACAUCCAAAGCAGGCAAAAGAUGGUACAUUUCUUAUGACUAGGCAUGGUAAGAUCUGGGUUGAUGGUGUUGAAAAGUCAACAGUAUUACCAGAGUUUCAUAGAGGAUCAAAAGUAACAUUCAUGUGUAGCAAGGUUAACGACAAUAAAAUUAGAAUAGACAUUGAUUCUAAGGACAAAAGGGUUACAUAUGAUUGGUUAGUCCCUUGUGAUACGAAAAUGUACUUUGUAGCACAUUUUUCUUCGUCAAAAUGGAAAAUUAUGGUCGAAUGAUUAUAUUCAAAUGAAAAUAUAACUAUAAUGAUUACACAUCUGUACAGUAUUGAAUAAUAUCGAAAAGAUAUAAAAACAUUUUUACAUAACUCAUAAAAUAUUAAAUAUUCAUUGUUUUUCUUAAA
This is a messenger RNA of Diorhabda sublineata, 1468 nucleotides long. RefSeq names its product cytokine receptor-like factor 3. Lineage: Eukaryota; Metazoa; Arthropoda; Insecta; Coleoptera; Chrysomelidae. The coding region runs from base 66 to 1343 and encodes 425 amino acids. The transcript is spliced from 6 exons. The record is from RefSeq and is a predicted model, not a curated record. Gene Ontology annotation, molecular function: protein binding.